AUGGAAUCACACCCACUGAAUCAGGCGCAUCAGCAGCAUCGACGUGCUGAAGCGCUUCUAAUAAAUAAUAGAUACGACGAAGCAAUGCAGUGCCACCACAAUGCAGCCGAAUUAUUACUAGACGCCAUGAAAUCGACAACUUCAUCAGCGGCCUUAGAAUCAAUUAGCCUUCAACAUAGUUACCAUUUGAAGCAGAAGGAUCUUAUAAAGAGCAAAAAAGAACAAUAUGCACGAGUCAAGAAAGCAAUGGAAAAUAUAAAACUAUUAAGCAAAGAUCCGCAUCUCAACCUUAAAAGCAAUGAAUAUACUAAAUUGCAAAUUGCUAUUUAUAGAGCUAUAAAUGAAUCUGAAGCUUUACUGAACAAGAUGUCAAAUGAAGACAUAUAUUCAGAAACAAGGCUACCUCAAGAUAUUGUUCCCAGAGGUGAUGUCACAGAUGGAAAGAAAACUGAAAAAACUCAACAGACAGUUGUAGAAGAACUUCAAAUUCUUAGUCAAAAUUUGCAUUCACUUGUUGAGCAAUUGGUCUUACAAGUUGAAGUUCUGAAAGAUGAAAAUGUUACUCUGAAAGAAAGAGUGAACUAUUUGGAAAAGGAAAGAGUAAAAUACCUUAAUUUACCUUCAUCUUAUUCCGGUAACCAGCAAAGUAAUUUUGGUUCAAUGUUUGUACCUAAAGAUUUGAGUACAGUUACUGGUGACAAAGAUUCAACAGGCUUCAUUAAGCCUUUAAACACGAUGGUACUUGAGAGAACAAGUCAGCAGUCACAUUUUGACUUAAGUGCCUUUAAGGACAGU
Iphiclides podalirius (scarce swallowtail) is the source of this 795-nucleotide messenger RNA. NCBI's taxonomy places the organism in Eukaryota, Metazoa, Arthropoda, Insecta, Lepidoptera, Papilionidae. The record is from the annotation of a GenBank genome assembly.